Hibiscus syriacus is the source of this 1155-nucleotide messenger RNA. Its product is annotated as hyoscyamine 6-dioxygenase-like. The coding region runs from base 62 to 1078 and encodes 338 amino acids. Lineage: Eukaryota; Viridiplantae; Streptophyta; Magnoliopsida; Malvales; Malvaceae. The record is from RefSeq and is a predicted model, not a curated record. The transcript has 3 exons.
ACUUUCUAGCAAAGCAUUUUAAUUCUCCCCUCCUUCUGUAACUAGACCUCAAAUUGAAACCAUGGAACUGCUUUCAAGCUGGUGCUACAAUGGAUCCUUGCCGGAAAGUUACGUAAUGCCACCGGAGUCAAGACCGGGGGAUCUCAUCGUUCCGUUGGGGAAAUCCAUCCCGGUGAUUGAUCUUCAGUGUCACGAUCAAAUCGAGACGGUCCGACAAAUUCUGAAAGCUGGCGAAGAGUACGGAUUUUUUCAGGUAAUCAACCACGGAGUUUUGGAGGAUUUAAUGGAUGAAACCAUGGAUGUUGCGGAGGAGUUCCAUGCAAUGUCCGGGUGGGACAAGGAAAAGGAAUGCGCCAAGGACCCGAAGGGGAGUUGCAAGCUGUACACGAGCAGCUUCGCUUACCCGAGAGAGGAGUUUCACUUGUGGAGAGAUGCGGUGACGCACCCUUGCCGUCCUUUAGAUGAACACAUUCAAUUUUGGCCUGAAAAGCCAUCUAGAUACAGAAAAGUUGUUGGGGCGUAUUCGGUUGAGUUAUGGAAGCUGAGUUGUAGAAUCCUCGAGUUUAUAUGCCAAGGGUUAGGGCUUAGCUCCGAUUACCUGAGCAACGAACUGAGUCAAGACCCCAAAAUCAUGAUUAAUCACUACCCUCCAUGCCCUGAACCGAGUUUAACGCUGGGGUUAUCUAAACACCGUGACCCUACGAUCAUCACCAUUCUUCUUCAAGGCCAAGUACAUGGCCUGCAAGUGUUCAAAGACGGCCGAUGGAUCUGCGUCGAACCGAUUCCUCAUGCGUUCGUGGUUAAUAUAGGCUACCUUUUACAGAUAAUCAGCAAUGGGAAACUGAAGGGAGCUGAGCAUCGAGUGGUGACGAACUCGAGAGAUCCGAGGACGACUAUUUCUUUCUUCGUCUAUCCGUGCGAUGAGAGCCUGAUAGGACCGGCGAAAGGUUUGGUUGAUGCAAGGAAUCCUGCAAUUUAUAAGGCCUUCAAAUUUACCGACUUUGUUGCUGCUUUCAUCCUCAAACCUGAUAAGGAAGCUUUGAAGGAGCUUAUAAGCGCGCCCCGUAUUCUCGAUUGAUAGUUCACGGCUUAAAACUCUAGAUUCCCAUGGCUCCGGCUGCCUACUUGUUAUUUUGUAACCCGCUGUCAUAUCAU